Bolinopsis microptera is the source of this 1312-nucleotide messenger RNA. RefSeq names its product cilia-and flagella-associated protein 96-like. Bases 11 to 739 code for a protein of 242 amino acids. The transcript has 8 exons. The record is from RefSeq and is a predicted model, not a curated record. Lineage: Eukaryota; Metazoa; Ctenophora; Tentaculata; Lobata; Bolinopsidae. Gene Ontology annotation, cellular component: centrosome.
GAGUUAGGUGAUGGUUGCUGGACGAGGCAUGUCCCAGCCUAACUACAACAAGUUGGGGCUCUUCAGCGAGAUGGGGUACACAACUAUCGGGGAACCCUACACUGCCCCCAACUCUAGACCAUAUAACGACAGUGCCAGUAAAGGAAAGCAGAUGAUGACCACCUCCACAAAACAGAGAACAGCUCUAACUGAUGGUUACUUCUCUAACCAGUUCAUUAGAGUAUUCGAGAAAGAAGCUUACACCGACGCAGUAAAGAGAAGAAGGCAGGAUAGAAUACAGAGCACCAAGAAGAACAUCGUUCCAAAACCCUUCCUUCCCUCUGACAAGACCAAGUUUCCUUCAUGGGAGAGGAAGGAAAGUCAAAAGAGAAUGGUGGGCGGAGCCUUCAAACUGAACAUGCAUCCGAAGCCUCUAUUCAAAGAAAAUCCUUACAAAGCUGACAAAAGUUUGCCCGCAGCUAGAGCCCCUAAAGUCAGAGCUGGUCCACCUCCACUAGCUUUCAAACCAACUUCCCCAAGCAAACUAAUGGGAAACUGUAAAGCGGGAACGUUCAGCAAGUACCCCACCCACCCUGUAGACGGGUACGCAGUUAAAGUGAAGAAACCUCUCGGUCCCAAAUAUGGGGUUUUCAACCCACCCACUGUGCCCAAGUCGAGACCCACUGACUCCCUUCUCAGACGCAGUGUCAAUAGGAAAUUAAACAGACAGAAUUUCACUCGGGUGCAAGCCGCCUUUUAACUCCCUAAAUUGGAAAUCAAUUUCACGCUGGAAUAGCAAAUAGGAUUAGGAGAUGUAUCGAAGUUCAGUUCUCCAUUUUUGUUUUUACACACCUUUUCAACAAAAAAGCUGAACAAGAUCUAACUUUUCAAGAGAUUCGUUACAAAUUGUAAUACAAAUUGUAACUUACGAUAUGAUGUACGUGAUAAACAGCUCUGCCCAUGCCAGAAAGCUACUGUCAUCUUACAACAACAAUAACUUCUGGUCCGGUAAUAGUGCUUGAAUUUUCAAUCAGAAUAACUAAAUAGCAUGUUUUAUUAUUUAAGUUUAACUUUAGGAAAAUAUUAUACUUUAGGAAAAUAUUAACUCAUUAAGACGUUUAUGUUUUACAAUCUAUAUGAUUCUUAGUAACUAUAGUCGACUAGUUUCUUCUGGUGUCAGAGAAAUAAACUUAGUUCAAGUAGGCAUACCAGGUUUUUAUUCCUCGAACCUUUCACUUUCUUCUCGGGGCCUCUGUAGUCAUGAUUAAAAGGAAUUCACUAAUCAACAGUAUGUUCUUUCAUCACAUGAAAACUCUAUUAUUGAUUUAAUGAA